AUGGCGGCAGCGGGCGGCGUUCCUGGGCUCGGGGUUUCCACGGGGCUGGAAACGGCGACUCUGCAGAAGCUCGCACUGCGGCGAAAGAAAGUGCUGAGUGCAGAGGAGAUGGAGCUGUACGAGCUGGCGCAAGCUGCAGGCGCAGCCAUGGACCCCGACGUGUUCAAGAUCCUGGUGGAUCUGCUCAACCUGAACGUGGCCCCGAUCGCCGUCUUCCAGAUGCUCAAGUCCAUGUGUGCCGGGCAGAGGUUGGCAAGUGAUUCCCAGGACCCUGCGGCUGUGUCUUUGCCCACGUCAAACAUGCCGGAGACCCGAGAGGCCUCCUUUCUCUCUGCCAGGAACUGUAGCCCCCCUGCAAGGCCCUCCUUUUCCUCCGCCCUGCAACCUGCAGCCUCUCCGGUUCUGCUCCACUGCCCAGCUGCCACGCACUCGCCUCUCUCUCCAGGGCCCCCUGCUUCCCUCCGGUUCUCUUGCUGCCUGUUCUCUCCUUUCGCAGGGAGAAACAAAGGCGGCCCUACUCUCAGUGGCACUCCCACACUGGCAGAACGCGGCAGCCGGGAAGGAUCCAGCCAGAGGAUGCCCCGUCAGCCAAGUGCCACCAGGCUGCCCAAGGGGGGUGGGCCUGGGAAGAGCACCCCUCGGGGUGGCACAUAGAACAGCAGAGCCAGUGGGCUACCCUCUUCUCCACAGAUGCUGCCCCACCAGCCUGUGGAUCACUGUCCUCCCAGCAGCCCCAUGUGCCAUUUCCUUCUGUUGGCUGUUUCUGAGAGGCUAAGCUACUGGACCAGAUGUUGUCAUUUUUGGACAUAU
This is a messenger RNA of Castor canadensis (American beaver), 810 nucleotides long. It is a transcript of the gene Mzt2b, whose product is annotated as mitotic spindle organizing protein 2B. Gene Ontology annotation, cellular component: spindle; centrosome. The record is from RefSeq and is a predicted model, not a curated record. Lineage: Eukaryota; Metazoa; Chordata; Mammalia; Rodentia; Castoridae.